Messenger RNA from Lotus japonicus, 5608 nucleotides. RefSeq names its product ATP-dependent RNA helicase DEAH12, chloroplastic-like. The transcript is spliced from 3 exons. Gene Ontology annotation, molecular function: ATP binding; zinc ion binding; RNA binding. NCBI's taxonomy places the organism in Eukaryota, Viridiplantae, Streptophyta, Magnoliopsida, Fabales, Fabaceae. The coding region runs from base 143 to 5386 and encodes 1747 amino acids. Gene Ontology annotation, biological process: spliceosomal complex disassembly. Gene Ontology annotation, cellular component: catalytic step 2 spliceosome; intracellular anatomical structure. The record is from RefSeq and is a predicted model, not a curated record.
AAGAAUUAGAUUGUUGUAGAGUGAGAGAAAGUACAGUGACUGAGAAACUGAGAACUGAGAAGACCAACAGAGACUGAAGAAGAAGAAAAAACACACACAAAACCCAAAAUCACACACACACUUCACCAAUUAGGGUUUCGCCAUGAGGAAAUCCCCUCACCCCAGCGCCGCCCGGCGCUCCUCCGAUUUCAACCGUCAACCACCGCACGUCAGGUGGUCUCCCCGCCCUGUCGUCCACCAGUCGAACCACCACCGGAAACCGGAAUUCCAGUCCAACUCCCACCACCGACUUGACCGUCCUCCGGAGCGUAAUCCCCCUCUCCGCGCGCCCAAUUUCGUCAUCAAUCUCUGCUUCCUACGCCUCCGCCACGGCUUCGACUCCCUCCGCCGUGACGAUGUGGAGUCUCUCAUCAGCCGCUGCAUCCCCCGGCCGGAGAAUUUCACCUUCUACCCCUGCGAUCGUGUUGCCGCCUCCCUCAAUUUCCAGCAGUGGACGGACGCGCGCGACGCCUUCGUGUGUCUCUGGGAAUCGCGCCUAUCUGGCAACCAUGAUUUCACGCCGGAGCUCUCCUCGAAGGUGCUCUUACCCUCCGACAGGGUCGAGCUGGAUGGUCGCCUCCGAUCCCUCUUCGCGAGCCACGUGAAGGGGUUGAUGGAGGGCAAGGAGGUGAAGCGAUGGGUGGAGGAGCGAGAGAAGCUGUCCAAAGAGAUUGCCCAUGUUUCCAAAUCGCUGCGGAACCCGUUGCCGAUUGGCGUAUUCCCACAGCAGCUAGAGAAGAAGAAAGGGCUCGAGGUUGAGAAGGAUUUGGUUGAAAGAAGAAUUAAGGAGUUCGAGUCCGCAAUGCGGUGCAUAUUGCAGUAUCUGGAGAACAAUGACAUGGAGGAAGGUGAAGGUUUUGUCCCUAUAUUCAGGUUUGAUGGAAGUUUGGACUGGAAGCACAUUCAGAGCCUCAUCAUCAGGGAACGCCGCAGGCUCGAAGAAGGGUUGCCCAUUUAUGCAUACCGGAGGGAUAUUCUUCGUCAAAUACAUUAUCAACAGAUAAUGGUAUUGAUUGGAGAGACCGGUUCGGGCAAGAGUACACAGUUGGUGCAGUUUCUUGCUGAUUCAGGCAUUGUUGGUGCUGAGUGCAUUGUGUGCACCCAGCCUCGAAAGAUUGCUGCCAAAUCAUUGACCCAAAGGGUCCAGGAAGAAAGCAGCGGGUGUUAUGGUGACAACGCAAUCAAGUGUUAUUCCAUGUUUUCAUCCUCGCACAAGUUUGAUUCCAGGAUAACAUUCAUGACAGAUCACUGUUUAUUGCAGCACUGCAUGAGUGAUAAGAAUUUGUUUGGGGUCUCGUGUAUCGUAAUUGAUGAGGCUCAUGAAAGGAGCUUAAAUACUGAUCUACUGUUGGCGCUGAUAAAGGAUUUACUUGGUAGGAGGGUUAAAUUGCGGGUUAUCAUUAUGUCUGCUACAGCUGAUGCGAAGCAGCUAUCUGAUUACUUUUAUUGUUGUGGAAUUUUUGGUGUGCGUGGGAGAAAAUUUCCUGUGGAGGUGAGAUAUGCUCCUUCUGACACAGGGUAUUCUUCUUCUGCUGUUGUCGCCUCAUAUGUUUACGAUGUCGUCAGAAUGGCAACUGAGAUUCACAAAAGAGAGAAAGAGGGAACUAUUCUUGCCUUUUUGACCUCACAGGCAGAAGUGGAAUGGGCCUGUGAAAACUUUGCAGCUCUCGCUGCUGUUGCUUUGCCCUUACAUGGGAAACUUUCAUCUGAGGAGCAAUUUCAUGUUUUCCAGAGCUUCCCUGGGAAAAGAAAAGUGAUAUUUUCAACAAAUCUUGCAGAGACGUCCCUUACAAUUCCUGGUGUUAAGUAUGUGAUAGAUUCUGGGUUGGUAAAAGACAGUCGAUUCGAUCCUAGCAGUGGCAUGAAUGUACUUAAGGUUAGCUGGAUCAGUAAGAGCUCUGCUGAUCAGCGGGCUGGUCGGGCUGGGAGGACUGAGCCUGGUAAGUGUUAUAGGCUGUAUUCAGAAGCUGACUAUCAGUCUAUGGAACUAAAUCAAGAACCGGAGAUUCGAAGAGUUCAUCUCGGUGUAGCAGUUUUGAGAAUCCUUGCUUUAGGAGUUAAAAAUGUGCAGGAUUUUGAUUUUGUGGAUGCUCCAAGUCCUAGCUCUAUUGAGAUGGCAAUCAGGAAUCUAAUUCAAUUAGAUGUGAUUAAACUGAACAAUAAUGUUCAUGAAUUAACUCGUGAAGGUAGAGACUUGGUAAAAUUGGGGAUCGAACCAAGACUUGGUAAACUUAUUCUUGGCUGUCGGAAACAUAAUUUGUUUAGAGAAGGCAUUGCCCUUGCUUCUUUGAUGACCAAUGCCAGUAGCAUAUUUUGCAGAGUUGGUAAUGAAGGUGAUAAACAGAGAUCUGAUUGCCACAAAGUGCAAUUUUGCCAUCGUGAUGGUGACCUCUUUACUCUUCUGUCUGUGUACAUGGAAUGGGAAGCUUUGCCUACAGAGAGGAAGAAUAAAUGGUGUUGGGAAAACAGCAUCAAUGCCAAAUCUAUGAGGAGAUGCCAUGACACAUAUUUGGAGUUAGAAUCUUGUCUUGAGCGUGAACUUAGGUUUUUGACUCCAUCUAACUGGCGAUGGGACCCUUAUAAACCCUCCUUUCAUGAUACGAAUAUGAAAAAGGUUAUACUGUCCUCACUUGCUGAGAAUGUGGCCACGUACUCUGGUUGCAAUCAACUUGGUUAUGAAGUAGCACAAACUGGGAGAUGUGUUCAACUACAUCCGUCUUGUUCCUUGCUUGUAUUUGCUGAGAGACCUGGUUGGGUGGUUUUUGGUGAGCUUCUUUCAGUUUCUAAUGAAUAUUUGGUCUGUGUAAGUGCUUUUGACUUUCAAUCGUUGCAUGGCCUUCACCCUCCUCCCUUGUUUGAUGUAUCCAAGAUGGAAGAACGGAAGUUGCAAAUGAAGACAUUGACUGGUUUUGGCACUAUUCUUCUCAGGAGAUUUUGUGGGAAAGCCAACAGUAAUUUGCUUGGUCUUGUUUCACGGAUUAGGAAAGCUUGUAUGGAUGAACGUAUCUUCAUUCAAGUGAAUGUUGACCAGCAUGAUGUUCAGUUAUAUGCCACUUCACAUAAUAUGAAUACAGCCCUUAGGUGGGUUGAUGAUGUUUUAGAAUGCGAGAAAAAAUGGCUACGUGCUGAAUGUAUGGAAAAAUGUUUGUAUCAUGGGUCUGGUUUCUCACCACCUGUAGCUUUAUUCGGGUCUGGUGCUGAGAUAAAGCAUUUGGAACUUGAGAAACGUUCCUUGAGUGUUGACGUGUAUCACCCAAACAUAAGUGCAAUUGACGACAAAGAGCUCUUGAUGUUUUUUGAGAAGAAUACUUCAUGUUGUAUCUGUUCUGUGCACAAGUUCACAGGCAUGGCAAAGGAUGUUGGGGAUGGAGAAAAGUGGGGCAGGAUAACAUUUCUUUCCCCUGAUGCUGCCAAAAGAGCUGCUGAGUUGGAUGGAGAGGAGUUCUCUGGCUCGUCCUUGAAAAUUGUUCCUUCACAAUCUGCUACGGGAGGGAGUAAACCAUUUUCAUUUCCUGCUGUAAAAGCAAAAAUUUACUGGCCUCGUAGGCUUAGCAAAGGAGUUGCCAUAGUUAAAUGUGAUAUACAGGAUGUCAGAUUCAUCCUUUCUGAGUUUUAUAACCUUGCUAUUGGAGGAAGGUAUGUUCGAUGUCAAAUCAGCAACAAGUGUGCGGACAGUGUUGUGAUAAGUGGGUUUGCCAAAGAGCUUUCGGAAGGUGAAGUUUUUGAUGUAAUAAGAACUGCUACAAGUAGAAGGAUUUUGGAUUUUUUCUUGGUGAGAGGAGAGGCAGUUGGAAAUCCACCAUGCAGUGCUUGUGAAGAGGCACUUCUUAAAGAAAUUUCCCCCUUAAUGCCCAAAAGGAACCCCCACAUUGGCUCUUGUCGAGUUCAGGUGUUUCCACCUGAGCAAAAGGAUGCUUUCAUGAGAGCUUUAAUCACUUUCGAUGGAAGAUUACAUUUAGAGGCAGCAAAAGCUUUGGAGACAAUUGAAGGAAAGAUGUUGCCCGGAUUUCUUUCAUGGCAGAAGAUAAAUUGCCAGCAGUUGUUCAAUAGCUCCUUGACAUUUCCUCAUCCAGUGUAUCGUGUGAUUAAGGAACAACUGGAAAAAGUACUUGCAAGCUUCAACAAUUUAAAGGGUCUUGAGUGGAACCUAGACAAGAUUGCUAAUGGUUCCCACCGAGUGAGGAUAACAGCUAAUGCCACAAAGACAGUGGCAGAAGUUAGGAGACCUCUGGAAGAACUUUCCAGAGGGAAAACAAUAGAGCACAACAGCCUCACCCCUGCAGUUCUAGAGCUCAUGUGUUCCAGAGACGGCUGUAGUAUUAGAAGCUCAAUACAGCAAGAGACAGGAACUUACAUUCUUUUUGACAGGCACAACCAGAAUUUACGGAUUUUUGGUUCUCCGGACAAGAUUGAUCUGGCUCAGCAGAAGCUGAUUCAAUCCCUACUCUCUCUCCACGAAGGAAGGCAGUUGGUAAUCCAUCUGAGAGGGAAGGAUCUACCUCCGGACUUAAUGAAGCAAGUGGUUAAGAAUUUUGGGCCAGAUCUCCAUGGACUAAAGCAGAAGGUACCUGGGGUAGAUCUUAACCUCAACACUCGCAGCCAACAAAUAUUUCUUCAUGGUAACAAGGAGUUGAAACCAAGAGUAGAGGAAACAAUUCUUGAGAUUGCACGUUCAAGUAAUGAUUUGGUCAAGAGACAUGACACCGGACCUAGCUGCCCAAUUUGCUUAUGUGAAGUUGAGGAUGGAUACCAACUUGAAGGCUGUGGUCAUUUGUUCUGCCGUUUGUGUCUCGUGGAGCAAUGUGAAUCAGCUAUAAAAAACCAAGGAAUUUUCCCAAUAUGCUGUUCUCAGGAGGGCUGUGGAGAUCCUAUUCUGCUUACAGAUUUGAGAUCUUUCUUAUUAAAUGAUAAACUGGAGGAACUUUUCAGGGCUUCUUUGGGUGCUUUUGUGGUUGCGAGUGGGGGAACUUACCGGUUCUGCCCCUCUCCUGACUGCCCCUCAAUUUAUCGAGUUGCGGAUCCGGACACCGGUGGUGAGCCCUUUGUUUGUGGGGCGUGUUAUUCAGAGACUUGUACCAGGUGCCACUUAGAGUAUCAUCCAUACCUUUCAUGCGAGAGAUACAAAGAAUUCAAGCAAGAUCCAGACUUAUCUCUGAAGGAGUGGUGCAAAGGGAAAGAACAAGUUAAGAGCUGUUCGGCCUGCGGGUAUGUAAUUGAGAAGGUAGAUGGGUGCAAUCACGUCGAGUGCAAGUGUGGAAAGCAUGUCUGCUGGGUUUGCUUGGAGAUCUUCAUGAGCAGUGAUGAAUGUUAUAACCAUUUAAGAACUAUACACUUGGCCAUCAUCUAGAUUGCCAUUUGUGUACUAAUUUACUUAGAAAUUUUAAGUAUAGUAUAGUGUGCAUAUUAUGUACAUAGGCCUCAGAAGAUGUGCAGUUUAUUAAUAAUUUAUUGUACAUAUAGUAGCUCUCGUGCAUUAUCCUGUUGUGUACGAGGUUAAUCCUAUAUAAGUCGUUCAUAUUUGGUUGUCUUUUCUGGGCAAUCUUAAUAUAUCUGUAAAUUGUGUUGUUCA